AUGGAGCUGUGGGCACAGCUGCAGAAGGCCGGACUGGAGCCCAGUGGCUUGGGUCCACUCCCCAAGGCCCUAAGGAUGCCCCCUCCAGAGGGGAACCCCGGUCAGGCCCUCAUGUCUUCAGGGGCAGAACUUGGGGGUGCCAGGGAGCUGCUGCUGUGGAUCUGGGAGGAGCUGGGGAACCUGCGCCGAGUGGAUGUCCAGCUGUUGGGACAGCUGUGUGAUCUGGGACUGGAGAUGGGGACCCUUCGGGAAGAGCUGGUCACCAUCCUGGAGGAGGAGGAGGAGGAGGAGGAGGAGGAGGAGGAGAGCUGUGCUGAAGAGGACCAAGGGUCAGAGGGGAAGCAGGAGGAAGGGUGUUCAGGGAGCUCCCAUCCAGCCCAGCGCCUCCCGGACUUCGAGAUGACCAUCUGA
Molecule: messenger RNA, 411 nt
Organism: Apodemus sylvaticus (European woodmouse)
Lineage: Eukaryota; Metazoa; Chordata; Mammalia; Rodentia; Muridae
Gene: Erich4
Product: glutamate rich 4
Exons: 3
Coding region: 1-411 (136 amino acids)
Source: RefSeq, a predicted model, not a curated record